Thelazia callipaeda (thelaziosis nematode) is the source of this 804-nucleotide messenger RNA. Lineage: Eukaryota; Metazoa; Nematoda; Chromadorea; Rhabditida; Thelaziidae. The record is from the annotation of a GenBank genome assembly.
AUGGACCUUUCAGAUUUUCCAGCUCAUAUGGCGACAGAUGGACGAACUGAUGCGGCAGGCAAUCCGUUUUUCCAUUGUCCCCUUGCAGAACAAAAAGUUGCAAAUCACAAGGAGAAGUAUUUUUUACGAGAAAAUUUCACAGAAAUUUAUGAUUUGAUGCGGUCAAAAUUGAACUACACUCAUGAUCCUUAUCUAUUUUUCGAUACUCUAACUUGCAUGAAAGAACACAAUUUGAAGUUACCAGAGUGGUGCAGCAAUGAAUCUUUUUAUCAAACGCUAAAAUUCAUAAGCUGGAAUGGUGUUAAUGCACAGUUUGGCAUGGGACCUUAUGACGAUGAAAUGCAAAGAAAGCUAAGAGGUGGAAGCGCUUUGCGUGGUGUAGUAAGCCGAAUAGCUUGUAAGACAAAUUAUUCAGGAUGGACACCACAUGAUAUGACACUUGCGGCAAUACUGUCAACAUUUAGUGAUAUUCAUGCUAUUCUGGGUGAAGUGCCUCUGAUUGACUACGGAGCGAACAUUGCUUUCGAACUUUGGACAACAGACAAGACAACGUAUAAGCUGAAAGUGUUCUAUGCCAACAGUUGGAAGGAAGAACCAUUUGACGUAACGCGAUUUGCACCUGGUUGUGAGAACUCAGUUGAAUUUUGUAACGUCAGUGAUUUUAUUGACCAUUCAAGAUUGUUGUUUUUCGACAAUAUUCAAGAAGAAUGUUCGAAAGGCGUUACAUCCCAAACUCCACAUAUUGUGAGACGAUCGAUUGGAGCUGACAUUACAGAAGAAGUUGAUCUCAUCGAACUUUACUAA